Molecule: messenger RNA, 933 nt
Organism: Syzygium oleosum
Lineage: Eukaryota; Viridiplantae; Streptophyta; Magnoliopsida; Myrtales; Myrtaceae
Product: 60S ribosomal protein L10
Exons: 4
Coding region: 118-780 (220 amino acids)
Biological process (GO): translation; ribosomal large subunit assembly
Cellular component (GO): cytosolic large ribosomal subunit; ribosome
Molecular function (GO): structural constituent of ribosome
Source: RefSeq, a predicted model, not a curated record
CGUCCAAGUCCACGCGGACACGCCUAUAUAAAGCAUCCCCGCUAGGGUUUCUUCGGUUUUCAUCUUCUUCUUCUUCGCAGCGCCAUUCUCUUGCAGAACGAUCGGUGCGAGGUCGCCAUGGGGAGAAGACCGGCAAGGUGUUAUCGGCAGAUCAAGAACAAGCCGUACCCGAAAUCACGGUACUGCCGUGGUGUUCCUGAUCCUAAGAUCAGAAUCUAUGAUGUUGGAAUGAAAAAGAAGGGUGUGGAUGAGUUCCCCUUCUGUGUUCACUUGGUGAGUUGGGAGAAGGAGAAUGUUUCGAGUGAGGCCCUGGAAGCAGCUAGGAUUGCUUGCAAUAAGUACAUGGCCAAAUUUGCUGGAAAGGAUGCUUUCCAUUUGAGAGUGAGGGUCCACCCCUUCCAUGUUCUCCGUAUUAACAAGAUGCUUUCCUGCGCUGGGGCUGAUAGGCUCCAGACUGGUAUGAGGGGUGCUUUUGGAAAGCCACAGGGUACAUGUGCUCGGGUUGCCAUCGGUCAGGUCCUGCUCUCAGUCCGGUGCAAGGACAGCAACAGCCACCAUGCCCAGGAGGCCCUUCGCCGUGCCAAGUUCAAGUUCCCUGGCCGUCAAAAGAUCAUUGUCAGCAGGAAGUGGGGAUUUACCAAGUUCAGCCGUGCUGACUAUUUGAGGUGGAAGGGAGAGAACAGAAUUGUUCCAGAUGGUGUGAAUGCCAAGCUCCUUGGAUGUCAUGGACCUCUGGCGAAUCGUCGACCUGGAAGAGCUUUCUUGGAUGCAACUACUUAGGACAUCUGGUGUCUAACUAGAAUAUUUCUGGAUUUUGUAUUCGGAACUUGUCCGUCUUACUAUCAUCUGUUGUUUUCUCUCAGUAUUCAGAGUUGGAUUGGGCUUAUUAUCCUGAAGUUUAUGCACAUUAUAUUUGACUUUCAUUUUCUUGGA